Messenger RNA from Macadamia integrifolia, 2114 nucleotides. RefSeq names its product serine carboxypeptidase-like 51. Bases 433 to 1821 code for a protein of 462 amino acids. The record is from RefSeq and is a predicted model, not a curated record. Lineage: Eukaryota; Viridiplantae; Streptophyta; Magnoliopsida; Proteales; Proteaceae. Gene Ontology annotation, biological process: proteolysis. Gene Ontology annotation, molecular function: serine-type carboxypeptidase activity. The transcript is spliced from 13 exons.
GUUACCUUUCUGUACGCAAUCUCCCCAAUCUACACCACUUUCCUUCCCAUUUUUUAUUGAUGGGUUCUUUUACUUACAUUUAUCUUUGCAUCAAAAUGGAAACAGAUCUUAAAAAUUGUUGCUUUCAACACAGGAUCUCCAGAAUAAAUUAAUGGAUACCAAAACUGAAAACCCAGAAGAAUUCCUCUUCCUACAGCCCCUUCCCCACAAAAAAAAUUGUGAAAACCAGUACCAUAGCGACUCUUUGACUUUCAGUUUUCAUUUUUUCCGCAUUUGCCGUCUCUCUUCCUCCCUCUCUCUCUCUCUCUCUCUCUCUCUCUCUCUCUCUCUCUCUCUGUUUGUUCUUAAUUUAUUAUCUCUCUCUUUCUAAUUGUAUUUUUUCUUGUUUCCGUUACUUGGGAGGUGGAUUAUCAUUCAUUUGCUCCUUAAACGAUGUUGAAAUUCUCAUUUUCUGUACCUCUACUUCUCAUCUCUGUUCUGGUUUUCCUUCCUCUGUUUCAUGGAGGGAUAGCCUUUGCUGCAGGAACCGAGGAUGGAUCAGAGGAAUGGGGCUAUGUUCAAGUCCGACCCAAAGCCCAUAUGUUUUGGUGGCAUUAUAAAAGUCCAUACAGGGUUGAAGAUCCUUCCAAGCCAUGGCCAAUUAUUCUUUGGUUGCAGGGAGGACCUGGUUCUUCAGGGGUUGCGAUGGGGAACUUUCAAGAGAUUGGUCCAUUGGACAUGGAUUUGAAGCCUCGGAAUUCAACUUGGCUUAAACUAGCUGAUCUCUUGUUCGUGGAUAACCCAGUUGGGACAGGAUACAGUUUUGUGGAAGAUGAAUCGUUGCUGGUGAAUACUGAUGAAGAGGCAGCAACUGAUUUAACUACCUUGCUGAAGGAGCUUUUCAAUAAGAAUGAGAGCCUCCAACAGAGUCCUCUUUACAUUGUAGCAGAGUCUUAUGGAGGGAAAUUUGCUGCUACUCUUGGAUUAUCAGCUGUAAAAGCCAUUGAAGCUGGAGAAUUGAAGCUUAAACUUGGAGGUGUUGCUUUGGGAGAUAGUUGGAUCUCUCCUGAAGAUUUUGUGUUUUCUUGGGGACCUCUUCUAAAAGAUCUCUCAAGACUAGACAACAAUGGCUUGGAAAAAAGUAACAGUCUAGCUCAGCAGAUUAAGCAGCAACUUGAGAAUGGAAGCUAUGUAAGUGCAACAAACACUUGGCGUCAGCUUGAGAAUGUGAUUAGCACAAGCAGUAACGAUGUGGAUUUCUACAAUUUUCUAUUGGAUUCUGCGCACGACCCUCUUUCCACAACAGCUGCUUCAGAGUUGUCGACAGCAGCAGCAAUGAAGAGGUACUCAACAUAUCUCAACUCCAAGAGGAUUUCACCCGAUGGUGUUGGAGACAUUAAUAGCUUCAUGAAUGGAGUCAUUAAGAAGAAGUUAAAGAUUAUUCCUGAAAGCCUUAAGUGGGGAACACAAUCGGAUCUUGUUUUCACUACUCUUCAAGGUGAUUUCAUGAAGCCAAGGAUAAAUGAGGUUGCUGAGCUAUUAGCCAAAGGGGUCAAUGUGACAGUGUACAAUGGACAAGUUGAUCUCAUUUGUGCCACCAAGGGGACUGAAGCAUGGGUUGAGAAACUCAAAUGGGAAGGGCUCCAAGGCUUCAUGAACUUAGACAGAAUUCCCCUAUAUUGUGGGGAUGACAAGACAACCACGAAAGCAUUCACCAAGUCAUACAAGAAUCUACAUUUCUAUUGGAUUCUUUUGGCUGGUCACUUUGUACCAUAUGAUCAGCCAUGCGUUGCACUGAAAAUGGUGGGUGACAUCACACAUUCUCCCAUUGCUUCUGCCUAAUAAGAAACAAAACAGAACAUAAAAACUACAAAUAGAGAGAAGUGGGAGUUACAGAUUUAUAGUUCUGGGGAAACAUACAGAGAGAGAGAGAGAGAGAGAGAGACAGAGAGAUUGAUUUUUAUAGGAGAAAUAAGAACAAAUGCUUACAUUAACACUUGUUUCCAUUAUUUGUUUUAUUUUACUGAAGGGAAAAAAAAUGUUACACUCUACAUUUUAUGAGUUUUUAAUGGAAGUAGAAGACCAAGCGAUUGAAAGAGUUGCAGAGGAUGAUCCAGAGCAUCCUUCAAAUCUAA